Messenger RNA from Hyalella azteca, 683 nucleotides. RefSeq names its product fucose mutarotase. The record is from RefSeq and is a predicted model, not a curated record. Gene Ontology annotation, biological process: fucose metabolic process. The transcript is spliced from 4 exons. Gene Ontology annotation, molecular function: racemase and epimerase activity, acting on carbohydrates and derivatives; fucose binding. NCBI's taxonomy places the organism in Eukaryota, Metazoa, Arthropoda, Malacostraca, Amphipoda, Hyalellidae. Bases 118 to 588 code for a protein of 156 amino acids.
CCACAAACUGCCUGCGUGGCCAGUUGUCCAUGAUUUGGUUGAUAGUACAGGUGUCCGUUGCUUGAAGUGUAAUUUUUGGAAAAUAUAGUAUAAUUGCAGGGUAGAAAAGUACUCAAAAUGGGUCGUCUGAAGGGCAUUCCAGACGCACUGUCACCCGACAUCCUUCAUCUGCUAGCAGUCACUGGGCAUGGAGACCAAAUCGUGCUUGCUGACAUGAACUUCCCAACGCACAGCUUGUGCAUGGGAGAGGGACGGCCUAAGGAGUACCGAGCUGAUGGGGUGUCUAUCUCAACACUACUGCCUGCCAUCCUGCAACUCAUGCCGCUGGACUGGUACCAUAAGUGGCAGAUGGCCGUGAUGGAGAUGACGCCCGAGGACCAAAAGAAAAGCGGGUCCAAUUUAGCGCCCGUGGUUGAGAUCUACCGCGAUGUGGCCAACAAGUGUGAAGGUGUUACCGACAAGUCCGUCAUAAUCCAGCCCAUCGAGCGCUUCGCCUUCUAUGAAUACUGCAAAUCAACCUUCGCCAUCAUACAAACCGGAGAUACCACACCGUAUGCCAACGUCAUCCUGACACGAGGGGUCUGCUGAGCUUGGGACGAUUUCUUCGUGCCGGCGGAGAAAAUCUCAGCUGGAUCGAUAAAAAAUCCUUUUUUUCUUGAUGAUAAUAAAUAAAUGAAACACUU